Durio zibethinus is the source of this 1122-nucleotide messenger RNA. RefSeq lists its product as uncharacterized. The record is from RefSeq and is a predicted model, not a curated record. Gene Ontology annotation, cellular component: small-subunit processome. NCBI's taxonomy places the organism in Eukaryota, Viridiplantae, Streptophyta, Magnoliopsida, Malvales, Malvaceae.
AAUAAUUCUAAAGUGCAACUAGGUUUAAAAUCCAAUUGGUAAAAAAUAAAAAUUAAACUUAAAACCCUAACUACAACACCCCUUCUGCCCUCUGUACUCGGCCCUCAUAAAGGAGUUAGAUUUUGGGUGCUCUGUCUGUGAUUUGUGUGGGUUUUGAGCAGAAGGGAGCAGAGAAAUAUGAGAUUUAAUAAGCAGAAGCGUCACAGGAAGACAGUGAGAUUUUUCUCAGUGUGCUUCGGGUUCAGGCAGCCCUUCAAGGUUCUUUGCGAUGGAACUUUUGUUCACCACCUUCUUCACAAUGACCUAACACCCGCCGACAACGCUCUCUCCAAUUGUCUUUCUGCCUCUGUCAAGCUUUUCACCACCAGCUGUGUUCUGGCGGAGCUGAAAAAACUUGGUGCUUCCCAGUCUGCAUCCUUCCAAGCAGCUCGUAAACUCACAAUUGCAAGAUGUGAUCAUGAGAAGAGGGUCACUGCUGAUGCUUGCAUUGCGGAGGUCAUUGGAGAACAUAAUUCUGAACACUUUUUUGUUGCUACCCAGGAUGCUGAUCUCCGAAAGAAACUUCAGAAGGUGCCUAAUGUUCCUUUAAUAUUUGGUCUAAGAAAUGCCCUUUUCCUUGAGACACCAUCUAAAUUUCAGAGGGAGUUUGUCAAAUCUUCUGAAGAAAAACGCCUUCAUAUGACUGAGAAUGAGUAUAAGGCAUUAGAGAAGAGGACUACUAGCAUUUCUGCAAAUGCGGAUACAGAGGAUUCAUCUGACAAAGAAGGUUUGGGUUGUCAUAGUCCAGGGUUGCUGCCACAUAAUACCAGGAAUUAUUCUGGGAAGGAGAGAGAUAUAAAGGAUAGAGUUCGAUUUAAAAGAAAGAAAGCUAAGGGCCCAAAUCCACUUUCAGUUAAGAAGAAAAAGAAUCAUGAAAACCCAAAUCUUGCAUCUCGGAAGGAAGUUAAGGGUGAUGAUGGCAAUGCUCAAAGCAAGAGGAAAAGGAAGAGGUCAAGCAGAGGCAAAAGACAUGCUGAGACAGAUGGUGUGUAGAGCGUUGUAUUAAGGCAUGGCUGAAAAAAAUUUGUUGUAAUUAUGAUGGUAUGCCGAUUGCGAUGCAAUUUAUUUAUUCAAUUAAAGAAA